Telopea speciosissima is the source of this 528-nucleotide messenger RNA. RefSeq lists its product as uncharacterized. The record is from RefSeq and is a predicted model, not a curated record. NCBI's taxonomy places the organism in Eukaryota, Viridiplantae, Streptophyta, Magnoliopsida, Proteales, Proteaceae. The transcript has a single exon. The coding region runs from base 1 to 528 and encodes 175 amino acids.
AUGAAUGAGAUUUUCAGGCCAUUUUUCCGGAAAUAUGUUCUGGUUUUCUUUGAUGACCUUUUAGUUUACAGCCCUUCAUGGCCUUCACAACUUGAACACCUCCACACGGUUCUGCAGGCACUCCACAACCAUACUUUGUUUGCUAACCGUUCUAAGUGCACCUUUGGCCAGAUUUCUGUUGAGUACUUAGGCCAUGUUGUAUCAACCACUGGAGUGGAAAUGGAUCGCCAAAAAAUUUUUGCAUUGUUGGAUUGGCCUCCUCCUACCUAUUUGAAAGAAUUUUGUGGGUUACUGGGCCUAACAGGAUAUUAUCAGAGGUUUGUGCGUGACUAUGCGAAGAUUGCAGCCCCUCUUACAGACCUUUUAAAGAAAGGCACCUUUCAUUGGACAUCAGCUUCCCAAAGGGCUUCUGUAGAACUCCAGUACGCAAUGACCUCAGCUCUAGUGCUCACUCCGCCACAUUUUGCACUCCCAUUUGUGGUCGAGAUGGAUUCCUCGGGUGUAGGCAUUGGAGCAGUCCUCUCAUAA